Messenger RNA from Phialemonium atrogriseum, 1145 nucleotides. Its product is annotated as 40S ribosomal protein S16. The transcript has 3 exons. Gene Ontology annotation, molecular function: RNA binding; structural constituent of ribosome. Gene Ontology annotation, cellular component: cytosolic small ribosomal subunit; ribosome. Lineage: Eukaryota; Fungi; Ascomycota; Sordariomycetes; Cephalothecales; Cephalothecaceae. The coding region runs from base 126 to 713 and encodes 195 amino acids. Gene Ontology annotation, biological process: translation; maturation of SSU-rRNA from tricistronic rRNA transcript (SSU-rRNA, 5.8S rRNA, LSU-rRNA). The record is from RefSeq and is a predicted model, not a curated record.
CCUGGGUUGGAAAAAUCGCAAAGCCGCAAUAGCAAAACUUUGAGGGAAAGCUUGAACGGUCCACGAACGCCCCGGUCGCGACAAAUAUCUUCGAACCUCAUCCGCACACCGCAAAACUCGCAACCAUGUCGACCCCACAGAGCGUUGCUUGCUUCGGCAAGAAGCGGACAGCGACCGCCGUCGCAAUUGCAAAGGCCGGCAAGGGUCUCAUCAAGGUCAACGGUCGCCCCCUCCAGCUCGUCGAGCCCGCCGUUCUCCGAUUCAAGGUUUACGAGCCGCUUCUCGUCGUCGGUCUUGACAAGUUCUCGGCGAUUGGUACGCAUUCCCAUUCCAUCUUUCAUAUCACAACGGGAUCUCGAGGGGAAUUACGAGGAACAGAGGAAAAUGACGAAGACCCCGAUGCUCCAGGGCCGGGGAAAUUGCACAGGACAGCAGGACGCUUGGCUAACAACAGAUUCUCACGACAAAUAGACAUCCGCGUCCGAGUCACCGGUGGUGGCCACACCUCCCAGGUCUACGCCGUUCGCCAGGCCAUCUCCAAGGCCCUGAUCGCCUACUACCAGAAGUACGUCGACGAGCACAGCAAGAACCUGCUCAAGCAGGCCCUGACCCAGUUCGACCGUACCCUCCUCGUCGCCGACAACCGUCGUUGCGAGCCCAAGAAGUUCGGUGGUAAGGGUGCCAGGUCCAGGUUCCAGAAGUCCUACCGUUAAAGGUCGUCUUGUCCGGGGAAGAGGGGUGGGCAGUUGGGCGGUUGGCCGGCCGGGUGGAUGGCAGAUGGACGGUCUACUGGUCCUGCCCGGAUGGGCGGGGUUGCUGUUUGGCCUUUCGCAGACUCGACAGGAAGUUGCCAAUCCGGGGCUCUUUUCGUUUCUGUGAAGCAGACGCUCCCCGGCCCGGAAACCACAUUCCGAAGGGAGAGGAAGAGGGGAUGCUUUCUUGCGUUGAGGGUCGGGAGUCACAAAGGAACCUAAACGACGGAAAGGAAAGGCUUUCUAUUUAUUUGCUGCAUUUGCAUGGCAAACCCCUUUUCUCCGGGGCUGGUUUGUAAAGGGAAAUGGCAAACGAAACUUCCAAGACUUGGCCCAAAAACAAGAUAGUGCGACUGCAGCGCCCUCUGUGAACCUAGCGAUUGCCGAUUGCUA